AGAUGCAAACAAUUCUAUAGCUGAAUUAAAAUCCACGUUAAAUAAAAUCGUUAAAUUAACUGAAGAAUACAAUCCAAUUGACGUUACUUAUUACAUCGAUAUAUUAGAAAAUAAUAUUGUUAUAAUUUUACCACCUAAAGAUGAAGAAGAAGAACCUUCUGAUCCACUUAUGCAAAAACGUCAAGAAAGUUCUGGUGGCUCAAUAUCUGAAAUGAUUUUAAGUGGAUAUGGCAUAGUAAAUGGGGACAAAGCCACUCAGUGCUCAGCAGGUUUUUGGGCAAGAGAUUCAGUAAACCCAAAUCUUAUUUGUUCAGUUGGAAUUUCAAGUUUGGCUGCAUGUCUAGCUUUGAA
Molecule: messenger RNA, 351 nt
Organism: Racocetra persica
Lineage: Eukaryota; Fungi; Glomeromycota; Glomeromycetes; Diversisporales; Gigasporaceae
Source: the annotation of a GenBank genome assembly